Messenger RNA from Nelumbo nucifera (sacred lotus), 1760 nucleotides. Its product is annotated as glycerol-3-phosphate acyltransferase 1-like. Gene Ontology annotation, cellular component: membrane. NCBI's taxonomy places the organism in Eukaryota, Viridiplantae, Streptophyta, Magnoliopsida, Proteales, Nelumbonaceae. Gene Ontology annotation, molecular function: glycerol-3-phosphate 2-O-acyltransferase activity; phosphatase activity. The record is from RefSeq and is a predicted model, not a curated record. Gene Ontology annotation, biological process: cutin biosynthetic process.
UGUCAUCUUCUCCAACUCUUUCCUCAAGAGAGUAAGAAAUGGUCGUUCCAAUAGUUCUUCUCAAGCUUGCAAACUGGCUCCUGUACAGGCUCUUGGCAAACUCGUGUUUCAGAGCUGCUAGGAAGAUCAGAAAUUAUGGUUUCUUCUUCAGAAACCCAUCGUUUAGAUCAUCACAGCAGCCUACUUCUAUAUUCCCCAGUGUUACUAAGUGUUCUCUAGAGUGCAGGGAUUCUCAGACUUUGGUCUGUGAUAUUCAUGGUAGCUUGUUAAGGACUGAAUCCUUCUUUCCUUAUUUCAUGUUGGUUGCCUUUGAAGGUGGUAGCAUUUUUAGAGCCUUGUUAUUGCUUCUAUUAUGUCCUCUUCUGUGGGUCUUGGACUAUGAGUUCAAGCUAAGGGUGAUGGUGUUCGUCACCUUCUGCGGGCUCAGGGUUAAGGACAUGGAGAGUGUGGGAAGGGCCGUUCUGCCCAAGUUUUUCCUUGAGAAUCUCAACCUUCAGGCCUAUAACGUUUUGGCUUCAGCAGGGAGGAGAGUUGUUUUUACUAGUGUUCCGAGAGUCAUGGUUGAAUGGUUUCUCAAGGAUUACUUGAGGGUCGGUGAUGUUUUGGGCACUGAAUUGCACAGCGUGGGUGUCUACUUCACUGGUCUUCUUUCUGAGUCUGGGUUGCUCGUGAAGCACAGGGCCCUCAAGGAGUUCUUUGGAGACAACAGUCCUGAUAUUGGCCUCGGAGGUUCAAGCCUUCAUGACCAUCUCUUCAUCUCCCUCUGCAAGGAAGCUUAUGUGGUGAACAAGGAUGAACAAAAGUCCACUACAAGUUCAGUGAUGCCAAGAGAGAAAUACCCCAAACCUCUAGUAUUUCAUGAUGGGAGAUUGGCUUUCUUGCCCACUCCAUUUGCAACUCUUACUAUGUUCUUGUGGCUUCCCCUAGGAAUAAGCCUAGCCAUCUUUAGACUGUUUGUGGGGAUCUUCCUGCCUUACAAGAUGUCCCUUUUAUUAGGUGGUGGAAGUGGUGUGAACAUAAGGGUCAAAGGGUCGGACCCCUCAAGAUCAGGUAGGAGAGGGGGGGUUCUCUACGUUUGCACCCACAGGACCCUCUUAGACCCAGUUUUUCUGAGCACAGCACUAGAGAAACGUCUCACUGCAGUUACAUACAGCUUAAGCAGGAUGUCUGAGGUCAUAGCCCCAAUAAGAACAGUGAGGCUUACAAGAGAUAGACAACAGGAUGGAGGGACUAUGCAAAAGCUGUUGAGUGAAGGUGAUCUGGUGGUGUGCCCUGAAGGAACCACAUGCAGAGAGCCAUAUUUACUGAGGUUCAGCUCUCUGUUUGCAGAGUUGGCAGAUGAUAUUGUUCCUGUGGCAAUGAAUACACAUGUAAGCAUGUUUUAUGGAACCACUGCAAGUGGGCUCAAGUGCCUGGAUCCCAUCUUCUUUCUGAUGAACCCAAGUCCCAGUUACCAUGUUCAGUUUCUUGCGAAGGUCCCCAGACACCUAACAUGCGCCGGGGGGAAAUCCAGCCAUGAAGUAGCCAACCACAUUCAGAAACAAUUGGCAGAUGCUUUGGGGUUUGAGUGCACAGCACUUACAAGGAGAGACAAGUAUUUGAUGCUAGCGGGCAAUGAAGGGGUUGUGCAUGACAAGAGAAAGAAGCUCUGAUGAAGAACGGCUGCGUCAUUGCAUCAUUAAAGGAAACAUAAAUAUAUAUAAAAAAAUAGAACCAAUCCUAUUUUAAAUUUUAUUACUAGCUACAUGAAUAUUUUUAAC